AAUUUUAUUUUUCGCUUGAAUCAGGUGCUGGCCUGAGUGAGAUGCGCAGUAACCACGACGCAAAGGUGACCUAUGAAGGCGACAACAAUGUGCUGUUGCAAACCACAUCGCAGUGGCUGCUGAGGCAGAUGACAUCUGCCAGCACUGCGCAGCAGAUUGCUGAUGAUAGCACUGCGCAUGCGCAUAGCGAUGAGUUUCCCGCCUCCACGAUUCGGUUCAUGGCGCAGAUUGACGCCAAACUCAAGACAAGGUUCAGUGGUGCGGCGCUCGUCGAUGUUUGCAAUCCUGGUUUUGUGCUGGAAUGCUACGAGUGGCUGUUGUGUUGGUUGCUGCGAGAGACUCGGGCCAAACGAGACGAGUACGAGAGACUGUUGGAUGACUCAGUGGCCGCCCGCUCCCUCACACAAGUCUUUGCCGCGCACACGCUAGCCAUCGUCUUUGCUGAG
Nilaparvata lugens (brown planthopper) is the source of this 446-nucleotide messenger RNA. RefSeq names its product peroxisomal acyl-coenzyme A oxidase 3-like. The record is from RefSeq and is a predicted model, not a curated record. Gene Ontology annotation, biological process: fatty acid beta-oxidation using acyl-CoA oxidase; lipid homeostasis. Gene Ontology annotation, cellular component: peroxisome. Gene Ontology annotation, molecular function: fatty acid binding; FAD binding; pristanoyl-CoA oxidase activity. NCBI's taxonomy places the organism in Eukaryota, Metazoa, Arthropoda, Insecta, Hemiptera, Delphacidae.